UCGUUUAUACCACACUAUCUAAUGAAUGCAUCACCCUAUACGAUUCGGUAUAAAUAAAUAUUUAGACAUAGUUGGCUUUGGAAAAAUGAUAUGUCAUCUCGAACAAAUGAGCAUCGUUAGAUUUAUACGUCGAAUACAGUUUAGUAGAGAAUUCUUCUUAAAAAUCAUCCAAAAUGACCAACUGUUGUACUUUGGAACAAAUUCAAACGCUUGUUUUCUACGCAGAAAAUUUUAGCCCCAACGAAGUUCAGGAAGUAGUCGAAUGCUUUUCGUUUGAGUCGAUGAUCAAUAUUAACAUAUUAAACCACGAGUUACUAAGGCUGCAUAUCCUUUUUUUGAAACAACUAAUACUACACGACAUAUUUUAUCGAAAAACAAAACCUAUCAAACAUACCAUGACGUUCAUAUUAUCUAAUCUACAAAUAUUCAAAGAUGAUCACUUGCACGAUAUUUUAGGUUGGUUGUUAGGAUUGUUAAGAGGUUUGAUUCAAAAAGGUAAAACUUUUGAACAUUUGAAAGAACUAUUUCAGGUUAAAAGAGAAAAAAUUUUUGAUGUACUAGUGUCGAUAUUGAGAUUAAAAACGUUCAAUUUGAAUCACGUUAGCGACUUUAUGUCUAUUCUGUGUGAUAUAUUUGUAAUUGAUGGUUUUUUGUCCGAAUCGCAUUUAAGAAAUUUGGUUGAUAUAAUUCAAGCUUUUAAAAGUUUAGGCGUAAUUUAUGAAAUUGUUCUCAUAUCUCAAAUCGUUAUCAAAAAAUAUCAGAUAUUUUCGGAUGCGUUUUCGAUUUGUUCCUUAUGGGUUUUAACCGAAGGAAUCGAAAUUUUAUUAGAAAAUAACGAAGAACACAUAUUGUUAAAACUUUUACAAGUACUCGAUUAUAUUUUUUCAAAAUUCGAUACGAACGAAUCUCGAUCAUAUCAAAAUAUCAAACUAAGAGAAUCGAUUGAAAAUAGCAUCGAAAUACUAUGGAAAAAUUCCGAUAUCAUUUUAUCGUUUUCAAAUAGAGAAUGUCUACGAGAAAAUUCUAUGAGAAUAUUUUGUAUUGUUCUUUUUAAACAACCUAUAAAUAGUGAUUGGGAAAUCCGCUAUGAAAAUUUAACACAACUACCGGUAGAUCCUUUAGAAUGGGUUAAUUUGGAACCGGAAACGUUUUUAAGGAUUUGCUAUUCAGUUUGUUCACAUUUCAAAGUAAUAUGGCCGCCGUUAAAAAUUGUAAACGUAAUAAAAUCUCUAAUAUAUUCCUUGCAACGUUUCUCUCUAAAAACAAGUCUUUUGAAGAUAAUUUGCUUCAUUUACCCAUUCGUUUUACCGGAAUGCAUAAACGAAAUAAACGUUAUUUUGGGUGACGAUAUUUUAAUACUUUUAACAAAAAGAUUUUACGAAUUGGACGACGUCUUUUCCCCGCACAUAAGUCAACUGAAUUGGAUAUUAUUACGAGGCGAAUGUUCGUUGAAAGAAGCCGUUAUUUGUUAUUGGUUGAAAAAUGAUAACGAUAAGAACGUUUUAAUAAAAUGUUUGAUGCAAUGCGAGGCGCAAAAUAUUUUAAUCAAAAUACUAAUAAAUCCCUUCUUAGAUGACAAAUCUUUAUACGAAAAGGUUGCAGAUUUGGUAAAAAGUAUGGGAGAUUUCAAUUUGAAUACGCAAAUAGCCAAAAUGUUACCGGUGUAUUCGGGCGUUCCUAAAUCGUUUAGACGUCUGAUGAUUACCAAUCCGGCAGUACCUGAAGAUAAGGAACUAUCGAAACGUUUGUGCAAAUUUAUGUCGCUACAUAUAAUUUUUUUGGCCGACGAAUACAUAUUCGGUUUGGCGUGCGAUUACAGUAAAAACUUGUUGACUUAUCUCAAACACGACGUGGACGUGGUGAAUAUGUUUUGCGGAAAUUACAAAACUAUUUUGCUUAUAUUGAAACGAUUGAAGAAAUUCAACGAAGAAACGGCUGUCAAAACGAUGGGACUUAUAAAAGUCUUACUACUGAUACAGAAACGGAAUCACACCGAGGUCGAUACGCCUAUCGAAAUAGAUUUGAGUUACUUUCUCGAAGGUUCGAGGAAUAAAUUGGAAAAAGGUUUAGACAUUUUGCAUCUUUUGACGUGCCAAAAUUUAUUUAUUCGUUUAUCUCAAGAAAGUAUCAAUAAAAUUUUCACGAUAUUAUUUUCUUUCUGUCAAGAUCCUCGACUCGCCUCAAUGAGCUUUACGUGCCUCACUCAAAUUUUGAAAUGCAAUAAUUGGUUAUCAACGACUGCCACCCUAAAUAUCUUUAUCGAAACAAACUGCAGUUUGGCUGUCGAUAAAGUAUCUUGGCAGGAAUUUUUGGAAUUUCUAACGACGUGGAUAAAAAUUUUGAGAAAGCGCUUGCCCACCGAUUCGCCAUUUUACCUAGCACACACCGGCAUCAUUAGAAAUUACAUUAAAAGAUUACCAGGCUUCCCCAAAAAAAAGGUAAACCACUUACUGAUUAUGCUCGAACAUUUAGACUUUUUAAAGCCCAAAUCGACAAAUUAUUAUUCAAUUAUUAAAAAAUACUAAAACGCCACCUUAAAAAUUAAAUUUUCUCAUAAAUAUAGGAAUUUGUAAUAGUUUUCAAUCGUGUUAAUAAUUUUUGUAUAUUCAAUUUAAUAAAAAAAAUUGUUUAA
Diorhabda carinulata is the source of this 2632-nucleotide messenger RNA. RefSeq lists its product as uncharacterized. The transcript is spliced from 10 exons. Bases 174 to 2525 code for a protein of 783 amino acids. The record is from RefSeq and is a predicted model, not a curated record. Lineage: Eukaryota; Metazoa; Arthropoda; Insecta; Coleoptera; Chrysomelidae.